GGAUGCACAGCGCCAGAGUGCCCCGUUCCCAUAGCAACAAAGAACCGAAAACAGCUUCUCCCGCUAGGACAACGGAGAGAGCCAGGUGAUGGAACCCAUUUACGAUGUCCUCUACUAGCAACACAAUGAUGGCCCUAGAUGACUGUUUCCUCCGUAUUAUAGUGCCAGAAGAUAGUAAGUCAGAAAUCUACACAAGAAGCAGAGGCAGUAAUGAAUCUCCUAGGACCAGUAAGAGCACCAGAAGUAGCAGAAUUAAUGAUUAUAGUAGGUGCAGUAGAGAAUGUGAAAGUGAAAGUUCUCAUGUUAACUAUUCUGAUGAUUUUCUCACUGACUAUUCUGAAUCAGUUGGCAAUAGCAAUUAUUUAGAACUGUCAGGAACCAAAUUGAAGAAACUACAGAAGAAGAAAAAUAAGAAAAAUGGUCAGCCAAAAGGAGGCAAGAAGUUGCCACCUAAGAAGAUGCAAUUCCAGAAUAUUUCAUUUUUAAGUACUCAGAAUAAUAUGGUUUCCCAGAAAAAAGAUGCUACGGCUCAACGUAUAUUAUCUGCAAGACUUCACAAAAUUAAAGAGCUGAAAAAUGAACUGUCUGACCUCCAGCAUAAACUAGAAGCUUCAAACUUAGAAAACCAGCUUCUGAAACAGCUUCAGUAUCGGCACUUGAAAGCAAUAGGUAAAUAUGAAAAUGCGGAGAAUAACUUGCCUGAUCUUAUAGCAAAACAUUAUAGUGAGGUAAGAACUCUAAGGGGACUCCUUAGGAAGUCUCAGGAACAGGAGCGAAAUACAUCCAGGAAGCUCAGAGAAGUUGAAUCAGAGCUGUUAAAGACUAAAGAUGACUUGCAAGUGUUGCAGAAACUUUCAGAAGACACGAAUCUUGCAGAGAGAGAGGAACUUACUCAUAGAUUAUCAAUCCUUACAGAAAAAAUGGAAGCAAAUGAUAAGAGAAUACAGGGCUUAGAAAAACAGCUGAAGUUGAACAGUAGCAUCUUUAGUCGUCAAUUGGCAGCUGAGAAUAGGAAGACUGUAGCAGCUCGGACAAUCACAAAGAACUUGCAAAUGGAAAUUAAGUCUCUACAACAAAAAAUUAAGGAAAAGGAACGAGAAGUUGGUAUAAAAAAUAUCUAUGCAAAUCGGAUGCUUAAAAGUCUACAGGACAAAGCUGAUCUAGUACCUCACAAAAAAGGUGUUAGUUUAAGCAAAUCAGUACAAGUAAAUAAGCAGAAUUUUAAAUCAGCACAGGUUUCACAUCAUCAAAAACAAGGAAUAGUCAAGAGUGCAGCUCUGUGCCUAGAGGAGAAAAAAACAACUGAAGACAGAAAUGGAAAAGUAGAACCCUAUGAAGAUACAAAACAUAAGAUAGAAAUUGAACCAAUCACAAAACCAUCAAAGCAAGAAACUUUUAAUAGAACAUGUAGAGAAUUUUUAAGUGAUGAAAUACAGCUCAUGGAAGAAAAAACUCACUUUGAAUUUAUGGAAAGAAAGAAGAAAAAGAGAGAAGUGCAAGAAAGGAAAGCUGACUUACUGAAAGAAGAACUAGAGAAACUGAUGAAAGCAGGACAAAUUCGACCUACAAAUGGUGUCCCAAUAAGGAAGAAUAAUCAGGAAAAAGUUGUAGCAGAAGAGAAUGAAAGGGAGGAGAGAAAAAGUAAACAACUAAGUGACAAAGGAGCAGCAGAUGAUAAAAGUGUAACUCCAACUCAGAAUAACAGAACACCCACUAGACUAAAAAAACAGUAUACAUUCACAGAAGCCACUGAAAACUUGCAUCAGGGGCUUCCUGCAUCUGGUCCAGCAUCCAACACAGGCAGCCUCCGCAAGAACAGACAAGCAGGUGGACACCAGAGUGAGAUAGCUGAAUUGAAGGCAAGAAAUUCAUUUGGCAUAUACAAGCCAUCAUUUGGUAAAGUUACCAAAACAAGGCAGAAAGAUGCAGAGGAUGGAAGCUAUGUUCGUACAACGCUAACUGAGAGAAAAACUCUCUUAUGGAAGAACUCUUUGGACCAAGCUAUGUCUUAAACAACCACUCAACCCCUAACACUAAAGAGCUUGAUAAAGAACAAACAACUGUGGACAAUGAAAGGUUACAUAAUUACACAAGUGAGAUU
This is a messenger RNA of Gopherus evgoodei (Goodes thornscrub tortoise), 2101 nucleotides long. It is a transcript of the gene LCA5L, whose product is annotated as lebercilin LCA5 like. The record is from RefSeq and is a predicted model, not a curated record. Gene Ontology annotation, biological process: intraciliary transport. Lineage: Eukaryota; Metazoa; Chordata; Testudines; Testudinidae. The coding region runs from base 105 to 2012 and encodes 635 amino acids. Gene Ontology annotation, cellular component: axoneme. The transcript is spliced from 8 exons.